AUUUCUUGACCAAAAGAAACACAUGAGUUUAGUCUCGUGGCUCUAAGCAUCCCAAAGGCGCACGAAACGAACGUCCGUCUCAGCUUCAAAAGGAGACAUCAAAGAUAGGUAUACUACCAACAAUGGGACGUCCUCCUGCAGAAAAUGCACACCCAAAGACGGUCUGGCCUAGUCCUAUAAUGACAUGGACUGCCAUGCAUGUCGUUGUCGACCACACCCUGAAGAAGGAGCUAAAGCUGCCAAGAUUACAUUAGCGAGUAUUGCACAAGCAUCCCUGCUUAAUAUAACAAGCCCCAAACACGCUGCAGCUAGACUGAUACUAUUGGUAACGCUGCUUGGUUUCCACUUACGCAUAGCCCAAUCCCCAAUAGAUUCGGAUAGCCGUUCGCAUAGCAAGAAAUCUUGGUAUGGAUGUCGCACCUAGUGUGGGCUGGUCCCCGACAUGGUGGAUGUCGCUUUUGAGUUGAACAGACGUGUCUCCGCGUAAUGGGGUAAAUCCCUCAGUCCAUCCUCUCGGAGGUACUUAAGUCUCCGCACGUUUCCCGUUUCACACGUCUCCGGGAAUGAAUCGUGUUGCUUCACUGCCGGCUUCAACCACGUCUAGUACCAGCAGUAACAAAAACAAAAUGUCUCAGUCAAUGCCCCAGGGCAACAGUGCCGUCAACCCGCGCUCGCUACAGGAGCAAAUGGCCAAGUACGCCCAAGAGGCCGCCAAACGAAUACGCUCUGACGGAAACGCCCAGUUUCAGGAGUUGCACAGCAGCACCGACUCCCGAAUCCGCUCGCUGGCUGAAGACCCGUGGGCAGACCAUGCCGCACUCGAUGCAGCAACCCCGGCCCUGAGGGAUGGAGACAAUGUCAAAUUCCUGGUCCUGGGGGCCGGCAUGGGUGGAAUUCUCAGCGCCGUGCGGCUCUCCCAGAAAGGCUUCGGCCCCAGUGAUGUCAAGCUGGUGGACGGGGCGGGCGGUAUCGGAGGCACGUGGUACUGGAACCGCUACCCUGGCCUGCACUGCGACGUUGAGGCGAGUGUCUACAUGCCGCUCCUCGAGGAGAUGGACUACAUGCCAAGCCGGCGGUUCGCCCCGGGUUGUGAGAUCCGCACGUACCUCGAGGAAGUGGCACGGAAAUUUGGGUUCCAGGAUAGCAUCAUGUACCGCACCCACAUCGACAAACUGGCUUGGGAUGACGAGAAACUUGUCUGGCAGGUAGAGAUGACUACUUGCAGGGGUACUGGCGGGAUAGAGAAACAUAACUUACGAGUACGGGCCGACUUCGUCAUCCUGGCGAGCGGGCUCUUCCCUGUGCCCAAGGCACCCAAGCUAGAUGGUCUGUCAAGCUUUGGUGGCCAAAUGUUUCACACAUCGCGUUGGGAUUACGAAGUCACUGGUGGAAGCGGAGAUGAGCCGUUUCCGGCUCUUGAAAAGCUCCGAGGAAAGCGUGUAGGAAUAGUCGGCACCGGCGCAACCGCGGUCCAGGUCAUCCCGGUGCUGGCCAAGUAUGCAGCCGAGCUAUUUGUUUUCCAGCGCACGCCGUCACAGGUAUACGGCCGCGGUCAGCAUGACAUGAAUCCUGACCACUGGCGACAAAAAGUGGCGACCGGGCCAGGGUGGCAGAAGAGGCGACAGGAGAACAAUGCCCGGUGGAUGGCCUCGGGUGGAACACUGCGUGGAAUGGAGGAGAAGUUGGUGGACGACGAGUGGUCAGAGUUGGAUGGUUGGUGCAGUAUUCUCGGGGGAGGACCUAUCCCCCCGCCUAUGCCGCAAGAAAUACCAGAGUACAUUGGAAAAUUUGUGGCCUUGGAGCUGCCCGGCUCGGAGCGCGCCAGGGCGCGGGUCGACAGCCUAGUCGAGGACCCUCGGACGGCGGAAAAGUUGAAGCACUGGUAUCCCACCUGGUGCAAGCGGCCGACUUUCCACGACGAGUACCUACAGACAUACAACCAGUCACACGUACGCCUGGUGGACACCGACGGGAAAGGCGUAGAGCGCGUGACGGAAAAGGGGGUGGUGGUGGCGGGCACCGAGUAUCCCGUGGAUGUGCUCGUGCUCAGCACCGGAUACCGAGCUGUCGGGGCCUCAGAACCCUCGCUCCUUGCAGGCCUGGAUGUCAUCGGCCGGGGCGGACAGACUUUAUCGCAGAAGUGGAAAGAUGCGGCGGCUUCGCUGCACGGCGUCAGCUCGCACGGGUUUCCGAACCUGUUCUGGCUGGGGAGCACGCAGGCAGGCACAACGGUCAACUUCAGCCAUGUGCUGACGGAGGAGUCGCUGCACAUCGCGCACAUCAUUGCGCAGGCGUGCCGAGGCCGUGAGGACAAAAGGGUCGUGGUGGAGGUGACUCGCGAAGCCGAAGAGGAGUGGACGGGCGAGAUCCUCAAGGGUGCCACCUAUGGAUCCGUGGUGGGAGCAUGCCCGCCUAGCUUGCUCACUAACGAAGGGGAUAUCCUAAAAAUGACGCCCGAGGAGGGACUCAAAAGUGCGAGAGCAAGUCCCUUGUCGCAGGGGUUAUUGGGAUACGUGAGGCGGAUCGAGGCGUGGAGAAGUCAAGGUGAAAUGCAGGGUUUGAAAAUCACCACUUUGGACAGAAGUUGAAAUGGUGCCGGAGAUGACUGCCGCCUUCGAUUCUUUUUGUCUGAUGUUAGAUGUCCACCACCAAGGUUGCUUUCUUUGAUCGGUUUCCUCCAUUGGCUCUUGGGUAUCUGACAGUAAUUUUCUUUGUCAAUCACGUACGUGGUAGGAAUAUCAGAAAAAGCUUGAGCUCGGAAAUACUUGGAUCUAAUUGCAUUCUCAUCCGAUAUGGAGAAUCAAUUACAAGCUACUCCGUACUUGCUGUUAUAGUUACUUUGUGCAUCUCAG
Messenger RNA from Pyricularia oryzae 70-15, 2852 nucleotides. RefSeq lists its product as uncharacterized. The coding region runs from base 564 to 2588 and encodes 674 amino acids. The record is from RefSeq and is a predicted model, not a curated record. Gene Ontology annotation, molecular function: N,N-dimethylaniline monooxygenase activity; NADP binding; flavin adenine dinucleotide binding. NCBI's taxonomy places the organism in Eukaryota, Fungi, Ascomycota, Sordariomycetes, Magnaporthales, Pyriculariaceae. The transcript has a single exon.